AAAGGUGACGUCAGCGGCCGGGGGGCCGCGCGCGCCGCAGUGAGUGUCCCCGCGCCGCCCGCCCGUGCGCCCCGGCUGCCCGGCCGCUCGGGUCCGCGCCGCUCCCAUGCCACGGCCGGGGUGUGAAGCGGGGCCGAGCCGGGGGAACCCAGAGCAGCCGGCCUGCAGACGCUGCCCUGUUUGACACUCGGCGCCAGGCCUCUUGGGAAGGGACCGGGGGGGUCCGCCCCCCCUCCAGGGAGGAGGCGACAGGCCGCUGCCCAGGAUGGCGCCUGUCUGGGGCACGGGCACGGCCUCUGUGGUCGGCCCCGUGGGCCUCCUCAUGGUCCUGCUGGUUGGAGGCUGCACGGCAGAAGAGCCCCCCAGGUUUGUGAAGGAGCCCAGGGACCAGAUCGGGGUGUCGGGGGGCGUGGCCUCCUUUGUGUGUCAGGCCACAGGUGAGCCCAAGCCACGGGUGACCUGGAACAAGAAGGGCAAGAAGGUCAACUCUCAGCGCUUCGAGACCAUCGAGUUCGACGAGAGUGCGGGGGCCGUGCUGCGGAUCCAGCCGCUCCGCACGCCUCGGGAUGAGAACGUGUACGAGUGUGUGGCCCAGAACGCGGUCGGGGAGAUCACCGUGCACGCCAAGCUCACCGUGCUGCGAGAGGACCAGCUGCCCGCUGGCUUCCCCAACAUCGACAUGGGCCCGCAGCUGAAGGUGGUGGAGCGCACGCGCACGGCCACCAUGCUCUGCGCGGCCAGCGGCAACCCCGACCCCGAGAUCACCUGGUUCAAGGACUUCCUGCCCGUGGACCCGGGGGCCAGCAACGGCCGCAUCAAGCAGCUGCGGUCAGGGGCCCUGCAGAUUGAGAGCAGCGAGGAGACGGACCAGGGCAAGUAUGAGUGUGUGGCCACCAACAGCGCCGGCGUCCGCUACUCCUCGCCCGCCAACCUCUACGUGCGAGAGCUUCGAGAAGUCCGCCGCGUGGCCCCUCGAUUUUCCAUCUUGCCCAUGAGCCAUGAGAUCAUGCCGGGGGGCAACGUGAACAUCACUUGCGUGGCCGUGGGCUCGCCCAUGCCCUACGUCAAGUGGAUGCAGGGCUCGGAGGACCUGACCCCCGAAGACGACAUGCCCGUGGGCAGGAACGUGCUGGAGCUCACGGACGUCAAGGACUCUGCCAACUACACAUGCGUGGCCAUGUCCAGUCUGGGGGUCAUCGAGGCCGUGGCACAGAUCACCGUGAAAUCGCUCCCCAAGGCCCCCGGGACGCCCGUGGUGACGGAGAACACGGCCACCAGCAUCACCAUCACGUGGGACUCGGGCAACCCCGAUCCCGUGUCCUACUACGUCAUCGAGUACAAGUCCAAGAGCCAGGAUGGGCCGUACCAGAUCAAGGAGGACAUCACCACCACGCGCUACAGCAUCGGCGGCCUGAGCCCCAACUCCGAGUACGAGAUCUGGGUGUCGGCGGUCAACUCCAUCGGCCAGGGCCCGCCCAGCGAGGCGGUGGUGACGCGCACGGGCGAGCAGGCGCCGGCCAGCGCCCCCCGCAACGUGCAGGCGCGCAUGCUCAGCGCCGCCACCAUGAUCGUGCAGUGGGAGGAGCCCGUGGAGCCCAACGGGCUCAUCCGCGGCUACCGCGUCUACUACACCAUGGAGCCCGAGCACCCCGUGGGCAACUGGCAGAAGCACAACGUGGACGACAGCCUGCUGACCACGGUGGGCAGCCUGCUGGAGGACGAGACCUACACGGUGCGCGUGCUGGCCUUCACAUCUGUGGGCGACGGGCCCCUCUCGGAGCCCAUCCAGGUCAAGACGCAACAGGGAGUGCCUGGACAGCCCAUGAAUUUCCGGGCUGAGGCCAAGUCCGAGACCAGCAUUGGGCUCUCGUGGAGCCCCCCGCGGCUGGAGAACAUCAUCAAGUAUGAGCUGCUAUUCAGAGAGGGGGACCACGGCAGAGAGGUGGGACGCACCUUUGACCCGGCCACGGCCUUCGUGGUGGACGACCUCAAGCCCAACACGGAGUACGCCUUCCGCCUGGCGGCGCGCUCCCCGCAGGGCCUGGGCGCCUUCACCUCAGUGGUCCGGCAGCGCACGCUGCAGUCCAAACCGUCAGCCCCCCCUCAAGAUGUUAAAUGUGUCAGCACACGCUCCACGGCCAUUUUGGUAAGUUGGCGCCCGCCGCCGCCGGACACGCACAACGGGGCCCUGGUGAGCUAUAGCGUCCGCUACCGACCGCUGGGCUCGGACGACCCGCACGCCAAGGAGGUGAACGGCAUCCCCCCGACCACCACCCAGAUCCUGCUGGAGGCGCUGGACAAGUGGACCGAGUACCGCAUCACGACCGUGGCUCACACCGAGGUGGGACCUGGGCCCGAGAGCUCGCCCGUGGUCGUCCGCACCGACGAGGACGUGCCCAGCGCGCCGCCGCGGAAGGUGGAGGCGGAGGCGCUCAAUGCCACGGCCAUCCGCGUGCUGUGGCGCUCGCCCGCGCCCGGCCGGCAGCAUGGCCAGAUCCGCGGCUACCAAGUCCACUACGUGCGCAUGGAGGGCGCCGAGGCCCGCGGGCCGCCGCGCAUCAAGGACGUCAUGUUGGCCGAUGCCCAGUGGGAGACCGAUGACACGGCCGAAUAUGAGAUGGUGAUCACAGACUUGCAGCCUGAGACCGCUUACUCUGUCACUGUGGCCGCCUACACCAUGAAAGGCGAUGGCGCUCGUAGCAAACCCAAGGUGGUGACCACCAAGGGGGCAGUGCUGGGCCGCCCCACCCUGUCGGUGACGCAGACCGCCGAGGGCAGCCUGCUGGCGCGCUGGGAGCCCCCCGCGGGCGCCGCCCGGGACCAGGUGCUGGGCUACCGGCUGCGGUUCGGCCGCGAGGACGACGCGUCCCCGCCGGCCACGCUGGACUUGGCGGCGGCCGAGGACCGCUACGAGGCGCGCGGCGUGCACCUGGGGGCCACGUACGUGUUCCGGCUGGCGGCGCGCGGCGCGGGCGGCCUGGGCCCCGAGGCGGCGGCCGCGCUGAGCCUGCCCGAGGCGGCGCCGCGGGGACCCCCGCGCGUGCUGGGCGCGGCCGGGGACGCGGCGGCGCGCACCGUGCUGCUGCGCUGGCUGCCGCCCGCGCCCGCCGAGCGCAACGGCGCCAUCGUCAAGUACACGGUGGCCGUGCGGCGCGUGGGCGGUCCGGGGCCCGCGCUGGAGACCGAGCUGCCCCCCGCCGCCGGCGGCCCGGGCGCCGAGCAGGCGCUCACGCUGCGGGAGCUGCAGCCCGACACCACCUACGACCUGCAAGUGCGCGCGCACACGCGCCGGGGGCCCGGCCCCUACAGCCCCCCGGUCCGCUACCGCACCUUCCUGCGGGACCCAGUCUCGCCCAAGAACUUCAAGGUGAAGAUGAUCAUGAAGACGUCGGUGCUGCUCAGCUGGGAGUUCCCCGACAACUACAACUCGCCCACGCCCUAUAAGAUCCAGUACAAUGGGCUCACGCUGGACGUGGACGGCCGCUCCACCAAGAAGCUCAUCACGCACCUCAAGCCCAACACCUUCUACAACUUUGUCCUCACCAACCGCGGCAGCAGCCUGGGGGGGCUGCAGCAGACCGUCACGGCCCGCACGGCCUUCAACCUGCUCAGCGGCAAGCCCAGCGUGGCACCCAAGCCCGACGCCGACGGCUUCAUCAUGGUGUACCUGCCCGACGGCCAGAGCCCCGUGCCCGUCCAGAGUUUCUUCAUCGUGAUGGUGCCGCUGCGGAAGUCUCGCAGUGGCCAGUUCCUGACCCCCCUCGGCAGCCCAGAGGACAUGGACCUGGAGGAGCUGAUCCAGGACAUCGCCCGGCUGCAGAGGCGCAGCCUGCGCCACUCACGCCAGUUGGAGGCGCCCCGGCCCUACAUCACCGCCCGCUUCUCUGCACUGCCAGCCACUUUCCACCCCGGUGACCAGAAGCAGUAUGGGGGCUUCGACAACAGGGGCCUGGAGCCCGGCCACCGCUAUGUCCUCUUCGUCCUGGCCGUGCUGCCGAAGAAUGAGCCUACCUUCGCGGCCAGUCCCUUCUCAGACCCCUUCCAGCUGGACAACCCGGACCCGCAGCCCAUUGUGGACGGUGAGGAAGGGCUGAUCUGGGUGAUUGGGCCCGUGCUGGCUGUGGUCUUCAUCAUUUGCAUCGUCAUCGCCAUCCUGCUGUACAAGAACAGCAAACCCGACAGCAAACGCAAGGACUCGGAGCCCCGCACCAAAUGCCUGCUGAACAAUGCCGACCUCGCCCCCCACCACCCUAAGGACCCCGUGGAGAUGAGACGCAUCAACUUCCAGACCCCAGAUUCGGGCCUCAGCAGCCCCCUCAGGGAGCCGGGGUUUCACUUUGAAAGCAUGCUCAGCCACCCGCCCAUCCCCAUCGCGGACAUGGCCGAGCACACUGACCGCCUCAAGGCCAACGACAGCCUCAAACUGUCCCAGGAGUAUGAGUCCAUUGACCCGGGCCAGCAGUUCACGUGGGAACACUCCAACCUGGAGGUGAACAAGCCCAAGAACCGCUACGCCAACGUCAUUGCCUACGACCACUCGCGCGUCAUCCUCCAGCCCAUUGAAGGCAUCGUGGGCAGCGAUUACAUCAACGCCAACUACGUGGACGGCUACCGGCGGCAGAAUGCAUACAUCGCCACGCAGGGCCCGCUCCCGGAGACCUUCGGGGACUUCUGGCGCAUGGUGUGGGAGCAGCGCUCGGCCACUGUGGUGAUGAUGACGCGGCUGGAGGAGAAGUCGCGGAUCAAGUGUGACCAGUACUGGCCCAACAGGGGUGCCGAGACCUAUGGCUUCAUCCAGGUCACACUGCUGGACACCAUCGAGCUGGCUACGUUCUGCGUGCGGACAUUUUCUCUGCACAAGAACGGCUCCAGUGAGAAGCGGGAGGUCCGCCAGUUCCAGUUUACAGCGUGGCCAGACCACGGGGUGCCCGAGUACCCAACGCCGUUCCUAGCUUUCUUGCGGAGAGUCAAGACUUGCAAUCCCCCAGAUGCGGGCCCCAUCGUGGUCCACUGCAGUGCUGGCGUGGGCCGCACGGGCUGCUUCAUCGUCAUCGACGCCAUGCUGGAGCGCAUCAAGCCCGAGAAGACGGUGGACGUGUACGGCCACGUGACGCUCAUGCGCUCGCAGCGCAACUACAUGGUGCAGACAGAGGACCAGUACAGCUUCAUCCACGAGGCGCUGCUGGAGGCCGUGGGCUGCGGCAACACGGAGGUGCCGGCCCGCAGCCUCUACGCCUACAUCCAGAAGCUGGCCCAGGUGGAGCCCGGCGAGCACGUCACGGGCAUGGAGCUCGAGUUUAAGCGGCUGGCCAAUUCCAAAGCCCACACCUCCCGCUUCAUCAGUGCCAAUCUGCCUUGUAACAAGUUCAAGAACCGCCUCGUCAACAUCAUGCCCUACGAGAGCACGCGGGUGUGUCUGCAGCCCAUCCGGGGCGUGGAGGGCUCUGACUACAUCAACGCCAGCUUCAUCGACGGUUACAGGCAGCAGAAGGCGUACAUCGCGACGCAAGGGCCCCUGGCCGAGACCACGGAAGACUUCUGGAGAAUGCUGUGGGAGAACAAUUCCACCAUCGUGGUCAUGCUCACCAAACUGCGGGAGAUGGGCCGGGAGAAAUGUCACCAGUACUGGCCGGCCGAGCGCUCUGCCCGCUACCAGUACUUCGUGGUGGAUCCCAUGGCUGAAUACAACAUGCCUCAGUAUAUCCUGCGGGAGUUCAAGGUCACCGACGCCCGGGACGGCCAGUCCCGGACUGUCCGGCAGUUCCAGUUCACGGACUGGCCGGAGCAGGGCGUGCCAAAGUCAGGGGAGGGCUUCAUCGACUUCAUCGGCCAGGUGCACAAGACCAAGGAGCAGUUUGGCCAGGACGGCCCCAUCUCGGUGCACUGCAGUGCCGGCGUGGGCAGGACCGGAGUCUUCAUCACGCUCAGCAUCGUGCUGGAGCGGAUGCGGUACGAGGGCGUGGUGGACAUCUUCCAGACGGUGAAGAUGCUGCGCACCCAGCGGCCUGCCAUGGUGCAGACGGAGGACGAGUACCAGUUCUGCUACCAGGCGGCAUUGGAGUACCUGGGCAGCUUCGAUCACUAUGCAACGUAAGCCAUCGCCCCGACCCAGCGGACGCCAUGCCCACGCCAGCCGGGCCCCCGGACCCCCCCGGCAGCCAAGGCAGGAGCUACACGGUCUCGGGGAAGGACGCGGGCAGCCCCACCAAGCCCCCCAAACCAGCUCCCCACGCCACCUUCAGACAUUCGGCACAUUCCUCAUUUCCUUCCAAUUUGGGGGGGCGGGGGUAAGCAAAUGCGGGUGGCAGGGGCUCAGCCCUGCACCCUCUCCGGCUGGGGAUCUGUGAACAGAACCCCCCUCCUUCCAAACUCGGUGUAACUGUAUCCAGUGAUCAUUCAUUACCCCCAACCUUUUUUUUUUUAAUAAAAAGUAUUUUUUUUUUAAAGAAACAAAGAAAAAAAAUUACAGAAAAAAAGAGAAGAAAUUUGCUGGGUCCCAGGGCGUAUUUGCAAACUGCUUCUUCCGCUUGCCCCUUGGGGUAUUGUUGAGGGGGGCCUCCCCCGACAGCUGUCCUGGGGCCUGGCUUUUAUUUUCUUUCCCCCACCCCCGCCCAUCUUCGGAAGUUGUGCCUUGCUCAACAAAAGGACACCCCAUUGCUCCCCGAGUUUUUUAUUUUUAUUUUUUUGCCUUUUGCGUUUUAAGUAUCUUCAGACAUAUCAAGGAAACGAUGUGAGGGUGAGACCAUGGGGCGGGGUGGAGGGUCUCAGGCCCACCAGCGUGAGUCUGCGCCCACUGAGGGAGCGCUGCCACCAGCCUAAACCCCCCUCCCCUCCCCGGCCCCUCCAGGAGGACAGACCCCAAAGGGGAGAGCCCUUCCUCUGCCCCCCACCUCGGCGGGCGAGAGGGGCAAGUGCUGCGCCCCGUAUCAGGGAUCCUGUUCCCCUGGGACUCUGGAGUAAAAGACGGGGACCCCCCCUCCCAGACCCUCACCCUGAGCAAGUGAGUUUUUCCUCUUUCUCCCAGAGUAAAUCUGGGGUCGCUCUGCAGUGGAGCAGCGGCGGGGGGGUCCCCACUCUGUGUAUGUAGAUAUCGACUUUGUAUUAAAAGCAGAUGGUCCGAC
Messenger RNA from Sorex araneus (European shrew), 7121 nucleotides. RefSeq names its product protein tyrosine phosphatase receptor type S (gene PTPRS). Gene Ontology annotation, molecular function: protein binding; protein tyrosine phosphatase activity. Gene Ontology annotation, biological process: protein dephosphorylation. The transcript is spliced from 36 exons. The coding region runs from base 266 to 6094 and encodes 1942 amino acids. The record is from RefSeq and is a predicted model, not a curated record. Lineage: Eukaryota; Metazoa; Chordata; Mammalia; Eulipotyphla; Soricidae.